Molecule: messenger RNA, 2085 nt
Organism: Xiphophorus maculatus (southern platyfish)
Lineage: Eukaryota; Metazoa; Chordata; Actinopteri; Cyprinodontiformes; Poeciliidae
Gene: igfals
Product: insulin like growth factor binding protein acid labile subunit
Exons: 2
Coding region: 101-1834 (577 amino acids)
Cellular component (GO): extracellular matrix
Molecular function (GO): protein binding
Source: RefSeq, a predicted model, not a curated record
AUUCUUUCCAUUCAGCAUACAAACAAUUGCACAAGCAUCAGUCAUCCAGUGUUUCACAGCCUCUCCACUUUAAAUCAAGACCUCAACAACUGAAGCUGGAAUGCACACCAUUAUACUACUGGAACUGCUGGUACUGGGAGCAUCAGCGGUGUUGCCAGACCCAGACACAGCUGGAGACAAGGUGACUCAGGAUCCAAUUCCCUGUGCAAAAGGCUGCAACUGUCUGCAUGAUGACUACAGUUUGGAGCUCAUCGUCUACUGCAGUGCUCGGAACUUAACUCAAGUACCAGCUGACAUCCCACUAUCCACUCAUUAUCUCUGGCUAGAUGGAAACUUAUUUGUUUCCCUUCCAGCUGCGUCUUUUAGGGAUCUAAGCAAUCUGGACUUUUUGAAUCUACAGAGUGGCCAGCUGCUGACCCUUGACCAUCAGACAUUUAGAGGCCUCAGAUCCCUAGCACACUUGCACCUGGAGCGAAACCGUCUUCGUGGGUUGCCAGGUUCAAUCUUCCAGAACACACCUAACCUUGCUUCACUCAGUCUUCAUAACAAUCACAUCAGUCGUAUUGACGAAAGACUGUUUGCUGGGCUCUCGCACAUGUGGUUUCUCAAUCUAGGAUGGAACUCACUCACAGUCUUGCCAGAGACAGUUUUCCAUGACCUGCAAGGUCUGCGAGAACUGAACCUUGCGGGUAACAGACUUGCUUACUUGCAACCGGCACUAUUCCAAAAUCUUGGUGAGCUUAAAGAGCUGGAUCUGACAGGAAAUUACAUCAAGGUUAUCAAAGCUAAUGUGUUUGUUAAACUCCAUAAGCUGCAAAAACUUUACCUGGCCCAGAAUCAGAUUGGAAGUGUGGUACCCAGGGCGUUUGUAGGCAUGAAAUCGCUCAGAUGGCUCGACAUGAGAAACAACAAAUUGACUUCUCUACAUGAAGACACAUUCUUAGGCUUGAGCAGUCUUCAUGUAUUGCGCCUUUCCAACAACUCUAUCACUGGCUUAAGGCCUAGAACCUUCCGUGACUUGCAGUACUUGGAAGAACUAAGGCUCAGUUACAACAGGAUUCGAUCUCUAGGGGAGAGGAUUUUUGAAGGACUUGGCCAUCUGGAGGUUCUAGAGCUAGAUUAUAAUCAGGUACAAGAGGCACAUGUGGGAAGUUUCACUGGCCUGUCUCAUGUGGCUGUCAUCAAUCUAUCUGGAAGCUGCUUUCAAAGUUUCCCUGACCAAAUGUUCAAAACUCUGUCAAAGCUUCACAGCCUACAUCUGGACAAAGGUUGCCUUACGAGGGUCACAGCUCAAGCUUUCAGUGGUCUCUCUGGUUUACGGAGGCUUUUCCUUCAACAGAACAACAUCUCUGUGGUGGAAGAUCACAGUUUUAUGGGUCUGGUAGGACUUGUAGGACUGGACUUAAGCUCCAAUAAGAUGGAGGUGCUCACAGAUCAAACUUUCUCUGGGCUUAGUAAUCUGGAGUAUCUUCUUCUGUCCAACAAUGAAUGUCAUCAGUUUUUGCAGAAUGGAACAAAACAAGUACUUCCACGGCUGCGCUACCUGGACCUGCGAGCCAAUGCCUUGUCAAGUUUAGUCAUCAAUUUCUCAGAGAACAUGGAGAAACUCCUGCUGUCUGGAAACCAGUGGAAAUGUGACUGCACCACACUUCCACUCAGAAACUACAGCUUGCAAAAACCACAAGUCAUCCCUCGACAAGUAGAGACCCAUGGAGAAGGUGAAGAACCUGAUAGUACGAUCACCAUAUAUAACAACAUUACAUGCACCAGCCCUCUACAUGCAGCUGGCCAGGACCUACGGGAUGUGAGCAGUGAACACUUCCGAAGCUGCUGAGGUUACAGAGACUGGUUGAUUGAUACAAAAAGCUGACUAUGCAUUUCUGGUUCAGAUUACAUUUUCUCUGUAUAUUCAACACAACAUCAGAUCUUAGAAAGACCUUUAUUUGGGGAAAAAAAAGAAUAUUCUCACAAAACACUUUUAAACCAUCAAUAAAUUCUGUUAGUUCAGUAAAGAUUGUAAGUUUUAUUACUUGUGUGGAGAUAAAUUUUCUGAAGAUAUUUAAUAAAAUAUUUUAAUGUGUGACA